Messenger RNA from Mycotypha africana, 1839 nucleotides. RefSeq names its product peptidase C1B, bleomycin hydrolase. Gene Ontology annotation, molecular function: cysteine-type aminopeptidase activity. The transcript has 4 exons. The coding region runs from base 58 to 1488 and encodes 476 amino acids. NCBI's taxonomy places the organism in Eukaryota, Fungi, Mucoromycota, Mucoromycetes, Mucorales, Mycotyphaceae. Gene Ontology annotation, cellular component: cytoplasm. The record is from RefSeq and is a predicted model, not a curated record. Gene Ontology annotation, biological process: L-homocysteine catabolic process; response to toxic substance; proteolysis.
GCUGAAGUAUCUAAGGAGCAACGUAAACCAUCAAAAUGGCAUGAUGUUGAUGCAGCCAUGGAUGAAAAGUCUGGUGGCUACAACGAUAACACUUUACCCAACGAAUUUGCCAAGCUCGACCUGAAUGAAUACCAUGGUGCAGGUUCUGCCUCGUUAGAUACCGACCUUCUUGCGAAAUACUCUCGACGCUUCCAUGAAAAUAGCAAAAAUCUCUUGGCCAUGAGUGCUCUUAUCGGAAACGAUCCUACCCGUGUCCUUGUCAAUCGAAAAGCCGCUUUGGAAGACAAGCAUGUCUUUAACGUCAAAUUGGACUUGGAAGGCUCUGCUACGAACCAAAAGUCGAGCGGCCGCUGUUGGUUGUUUGCUGGAUGCAAUGUGAUGCGUUUAGCGGUCAUUGAGAAAUACAAGCUGUCGGAUGAUUUUGAGCUUUCGCAAAGUUAUUUGUUUUUCUAUGAUAAACUUGAAAAGGCCAAUUGGUUCCUGGAAAAUAUGAUUGAUCUGGCUCAAGAAGAUAUCAAUGAUCGAGUGGUUCAAUAUUUGUUGCAGGAUCCAGUAGGUGAUGGUGGUCAAUACGAUAUGUUGAUCAAUUUAGUAGAAAAAUACGGUGUAGUACCCAAAUCCGUAUAUCCUGAAACUUAUUCGAGUUCCAACUCCAGAAGAUUGAACUAUUUGGUUACAGUCAAGUUGAGGGAAUUCACGACUCAGAUCCGUAAAGCUGUUCGAAAGGGUGAAAACGACCAAGUGGUGCGCGCUAUGAAGGCAAAAAUGAUGGAGGACAUUUACCGGAUCAUGGUUAUCAUGCUGGAUGAACCUCCUUUGGAAUUUAAUUGGCAAACGCAAGAUAAGAACGGCAAAUACGUUAGCGUUUCAAAUUUGACGCCGCAGAAAUACUUCCGUGAGGUGGUUGGAUUUCCUAUUUCACAAAUGGUCUCACUUAUCAACGAUCCACGUAACGCUUAUAACAAGCUCUAUACAGUAGAUCGUCUGGGUAAUAUUGUGGGUGGCGGUCCUAUCCGUUAUAUCAACACUACUUCCGAAAACCAAAAGCAAUUAGCCGUUAACGUGCUCAAAUCCAAUCGUCCUGUCUGGUUCGGCUGUGACGUAGGACAAUUUAGCAACAAUGAGUUAGGCGCUAUGGAUACAAAGAUUUAUGAUUACAGUUUAGCUUUCAAUGUGGAGUUUAAUUUGACCAAGGAAGAAAGAUUAUUGUAUAAGGAGAGUAUGAUGACUCACGCUAUGGUUUUCACUGGGGUGCAUCUGGAUGAAAAUGGCAAACCCGUUCGCUGGCGUGUAGAGAACUCUUGGGGCGCCGAUACGACGGGUGAUAAAGGCUUCUGGGUCAUGACGGAUGAGUGGUUCUCUUCCUUUGUGUACCAAAUUGUACUUCAUAAGAAAGACGUGCCUCGUCGACUGGUCGAUAUCUUGGAUACGGAGCCAAUUGUUUUGCCUGCAUAUGACCCAAUGGGCGCUUUGGCAUCCCCUCAUUAACCUUAUUUAUAAAAAGAAAAGGCUCACACAUACACAUCAAAAGCAGAUACCACUAUCCUAUUCGUUAGAUAACCAAUCAUGUGCUGUAUUGAUUAAGUUGGACAAACAGAGCUUGUCUGUGUCCAACGGGGAGCCCUCUUUUUUGCAUGAUUCUUACAAUAAAAGAUACGAUAAAUGAUAAAGAUAACAAAAUGGCUUUAUGAAACCGGAAAAAAAAAAGUCUAAAAUGGUGCAAUAUGUAUUAGAACGGAUCUUUUGUAUUCAUAUCUUCUGUACUGCAAAGAAAUAUAUCUGAAUGAUGAAGUAACCAAAGUCAGUCAUCCAACCUUUUUGCAUUUGCGUUCAAAUAAG